CUCCCCUUCUAUCCUCCUAACACCACCAUCAAGGCGGUGGGCGCUCCCAGCAGGGCGCGCGCAACUGCAUGGCGUGUGCACAAAAAACUUCGCUGGCUGGGAAUGCAUCAAGGGAGGAAUCCAUCCGGCGGCGGCGACUAUGACCUGGAGAGGGAGGGGGGAACAUCUCAGGGGGGAUCGAGGAUCGAGAAUGAGGAGGAGGAGGAGGAGGAGGAGGAGGAGGAGGAGGAGGAGCGUCACACAGGCGUCGAGAGCAAAUUCGAGGGGAGCACUGUACAGAACGUGGCGCUGGCGAAGCGUGAGGCAGGUUUUCCCGCGCGGCGAGAUCCUGGUGCACGGCCACUGGCGGCGCGCGGCGGACCGCCCGAGGGGGGCUCGCGCCCCAGUUGGAAGAGAGGUGCCAGGCACGGCACCGGCGCGAGGGGGCCAGCGGUGUCCAGGAGGGGGCCCACGGAGGGUGAAAAGGCCGCCGCCCUCGGCCAAGAGGCGAUGGGGGGGGGCCCCUCCUCCGCGGGGGGGCAGCAUGCGCCGCGGGCGUGCAAGAAAAAAACCAGCGGGAGGCGGGGUCUCCGCCGCGCCGGCCGGCGGCGGGUCCAAGGGGGGAGGGGAGGGGGAGGGACAGGAGGAAGCAGGCUACAGUGGGCGCGCUCGCGCCAUGUCUGAC
Prorocentrum cordatum is the source of this 664-nucleotide messenger RNA. Lineage: Eukaryota; Dinophyceae; Prorocentrales; Prorocentraceae. The record is from the annotation of a GenBank genome assembly.